Ailuropoda melanoleuca (giant panda) is the source of this 3578-nucleotide messenger RNA. It is a transcript of the gene RAD51D, whose product is annotated as RAD51 paralog D. The transcript is spliced from 10 exons. Gene Ontology annotation, molecular function: ATP-dependent DNA damage sensor activity; ATP hydrolysis activity; ATP binding. Gene Ontology annotation, biological process: reciprocal meiotic recombination; DNA strand invasion; double-strand break repair via homologous recombination. The record is from RefSeq and is a predicted model, not a curated record. Bases 177 to 1163 code for a protein of 328 amino acids. Gene Ontology annotation, cellular component: Rad51B-Rad51C-Rad51D-XRCC2 complex; replication fork; microtubule organizing center. NCBI's taxonomy places the organism in Eukaryota, Metazoa, Chordata, Mammalia, Carnivora, Ursidae.
UCCUGGAAGGCGGAAGCGCGGCUUGGAUCGACUGGCGGGGUUGGGGCGCAGAGACCGGGCGGGGGCCGCCUCCUCCGCGCCGCCGCCCGCCCCUCCUCCGGAAAGGGGCUCGGCUGGGCGUGGGGAGAGAGUCCCGCGGAUGGACGAGCGGCCCUGAGCCCGGCGCCCCCGGGAACAUGGGCGUGCUCAGGGCCGGGCUGUGCCCGGGCCUCACCCAAGACACGGUCGGGCAGCUGAGGAGCCGCGGGAUCAAGACAGUGGUGGACCUGGUUUCCGCAGACCUGGAGGACGUAGCCCAGAAAUGUGGCUUGUCUUACAAGGCCCUGGUUGCCCUGCGAAGGGUGCUGCUGGCCCAGUUCUCAGCCUUCCCCUGCAAUGGCGCUGAUCUGUACGAGGAACUGAAGACUUCCACGGCCAUCCUGUCCACUGGCAUUGGAAGCCUAGACAAACUGCUUGAUGCUGGUCUCUACACUGGAGAAGUGACGGAGAUCGUAGGAGGUCCAGGUAGUGGCAAAACCCAGGUAUGUCUUUGUGUGGCUGCAAACGUGGCCUAUGGCUUGCAGCAGAACGUUGUGUACAUUGAUUCCAACGGAGGACUGACAGCCUCCCGCAUCCUCCAGCUACUUCAGGCCAAAACCCCGGCUGAGGAGGAGCAGGCAGGAGCUCUCCAGAGGAUCCAGGUGGUACGUGCGUUUGACAUCUUCCAGAUGUUGGACGUGCUACAGGACUUCCGAGGCACUGUGUCCCAGCAGGUGAGUAGUGGCUCGGCGGCUACAAAGGCGGUGGUUGUGGACUCGGUCACUGCAGUGGUCUCCCCACUUCUGGGAGGUCAGCAGAGGGAAGGCUUGGCCUUGAUGAUGCAGCUGGCUCGAGAGCUGAAGACCCUGGCCCGGGACCUCGGCGUGGCGGUGGUGGUAACCAACCACGUGACCCGAGACAGGGACAGUGGGGACCUCAAACCUGCCCUCGGACGCUCCUGGAGCUUUGUACCCAGCACCCGGAUUCUCCUGGACGUUGACAAAGGAGCGGGAGCGUCGGGCAGUCGGCGCAGGGCAUGUCUGACCAAAUCUCCGCGUCUGCCAACAGGUUUCCAGGAGAUGGUAGACAUUGGGACCUGGGGGCCUCCAGAGCAGAGCCCAGCGUCCCAGGGAGAUCAGAUAUGACUGUGCUGUUGAUUGGGGGGCAUCAGGCACCCCGGCUCUGUGCACACUAGCCGCUGCUGUUCACUGCCACCCGGCACUUGGGGCCGCAGUAGAAGCUCUUGGGCUGGGCAGAAGAGACAUCUCUGUUUCCUCCGCUUCUCUUUCUGUGAAAACAGAGCUACAGGCGAGAGAGGACGCUGUGGUGGAAGGACCCAGAAACUCACACGGGGCCAAGUUUUCUUCCUUUUUUAUAUCAUGUAUGUUUCCAUGGGAGCCGAGUUCACCCUGGCCUCCAGCCUCAUGAAGAAGCCUGCUAGUGACUGGACAGAACCGUGUGUGUCAGCAUCGUGCCUGUGCUCCAUCCUCACGCAGUGACUGAGCCCCAAAGCCUCUGCUUCUCUUUCCCUUUUUCAUUUUGCCUCUGUUUUUCCAUCUGUAAGUUGGAGCUCCCUUUCCCCUAGCUUUGUCUUUGAGCUACUGGGUGGAAGUGAUCUUGCAAAUGCAAAGCCCUUCUUUAUCUAUGUCAUGCUCUUAAAAAAUGCAAACAGGAAAUACCCUGAGCCCCAGAGCCACCUAAUUCCUCUCCCCCCCCCCCCCACCCCCCCCCCCGCAGAACGCUGUUUUUCAGUUUCCCUCUGUGAGGUUCCAGAGAAUGGUUCUUCCUUUUUUUCCUCUUGCUGAUUUGGUUUCACACACCUGCAUGCAUCAUCAUGACUAGGUGAGACUGUGAACUCGCUGCAGUCCCAGGGAUAUAAUUUAACAGGAAGGGAGAAUGUGGCCACAGUGAAUCCAUCUACGUGUUUAUUAUGCAUGGUGCCCUGUAAGGCCCCUCCACGGUAUAGAGUAGCCAGAGGUGCUGAGCCAUGGCCUUGCCCAUAAACAGACAGGAGAGAAUUUGCACAGUAAAUAGAGCCAGCUGGGAAAAUUGAUGCUGGCGUAAAUAAUACAUGGCAAAUCUAGUCCUUUAUGCAGAAAUUCAUUGCCGGUGGCUCCGAGCUGCAAUAUAAUUACCCUUUUCUUCCUGCAGCUGUACUGCAGCCUGGUACCCUAGUGUAUGCAACAGCCCCCUGUCUGUCAGCGGCACUGGGGCCAUCCAUCUGAGAGCUGUAGCCCUGGCUGGGGGGGGGGAGUGGGGGGUGAGGAUACCAAGGGAAGGAAUAAUAAAAGGCGAAGUAGAGAAAUGAUCAGAAUUGUUUAAUGACCACAUUUUUUAAAGGAAGGUCGCCUUUCUUGGUUAGAGAGCCUGUCGCGAUUAAUUAGUUGUGUCUUGGCUGCAGGAAAAGGAGGGGUCAGAGUUCCAGGGGGGAAGAUAGGACAUUAAGAUGAUGAACAUAGCAGAGACAGAAGCAGGAAGCGUGGAGGGUCGGGAACAAGCAGCAGACCGGCUCCAGGGUAUCCGCCUGCGUGAGGACAGGGUUGGGGAGCCUAAGACUGGGGGAAGCCCGGCCCCGUUGCCGGCAGAGAGGACCCCAGGGGUUGGCAUAUUUCCGCAACCGCCGUAGGAAACGGUACGUUAAGCGAGGGAUGGCAAAUCCCUGCCACUCCUAGCAUUUGGGCAUUUUGAGCAACCCCCCCCCAGGGGUCUCCCUAGUCUCCCAAGCAUUCUUUUUUUGUGGAACUUGGGAGUGUUUUGCAGUUUUUCUCCGCACGGCGCUCCAGAUAGGCACGACCUACUAGUGGGAGUGGGCAUUCGAGGGGGAACCUGGUUGCCACUGCUGCCCUGGGCAGAUCUGCCCUGUUCCCUGUAUGUGGUGAGUCAGGACCCCGGAAUAAUGGGGUUUGAGAGGCUGUAAAGAUCAUAUGCCCCAGGGAAACUGAGGCCCAAAGAGGAGAAGUGACGGUCCCUGUGGCAGAACAGCAGCUGGCACCCAGGGCUCCUGACUCCUAAGCCAGGACUCUUUGGGUCUCCAUGUUGCCUUUAGUUUCCCAUCUGCGCAGCUGUCUUCCCACCGGGCACUAACUCCAGCUCAGGGUGCCAGGGCCAUCACCCAGGUGGCCUCGCUGACAGUUCGCUGCUGCUCCAGACCACCUGUGACAUUCCUGCAGGACCAGAGCUUUCUCUCGCACUGCCUGCUGCGCCCGCACACGCCAUCGGGGCACACUGCACCGAGCAGCUCCCCCGAGCAGCCUUGAGCCAGGCUGGCUGUCCUGCCCAAGUGCCUCUUGCUGCCUUUGCUUAUGUGUCUGCCUCUGUGUCUGGUGCACAUUCAUCCUGACACCCUCCCUCUUUAUGCAUCAAGUAUGGUCUAGACAAACAUCGGAACCCCUCUCUACCACUCAUCUUCCUGUGCACUUGUCGCCUAGGAGCUCAGGAUCCAUUUUUUUUUUAAGAUUUUAUUUAUUGGGGUGCCUGGGUGGCUCAGUCAUUAAGCAUCUGCUUUCGGCUCAGGUCAUGAUCCCAGCGUCCUGGGAUGGAGCCCCAUGUCGGGCUCCCUG